AUGAGUGGGUGGGGGUCUCAGCCUACCCAGGUGCGAGGGUCUCACGGCUACCUCGCAGGGAUCAGCAUCUCCGGCGGCAUCGAGUCGAGGGCGCAGCCAGUGGUGAAGAUUGAGAAGAUCUUCCCUGGGGGAGCUGCCUUCCUCAGCGGCAUCCUCAAGGCCGGGCAGGAGCUGGUGUCAGUGGACGGGGAGAACCUGCAGAACGUCACCCACCAGCGGGCUGUGGACAUCAUCCGCCAGGCCUACCGCAACAAAGCCAAGGAGCCCAUGGAGCUGGUGGUGCGGGUGGCCGGAGCCCCCCCGGAGUGACGUUGCAUCCCCUCCUUCGAGGAGCCUUCCUGCACUCUGGAGGAGCUGGCUGGCUCAUUCCUGCACUGAGCUGUGGCCGGUCUCAGCACAGCCAGAGGGCACAAGAGCUGGAGCUGCCCCAUGGGCGUGGAGGAGCUGCCUGCAGCAGGACCCAAGGGGGGGGGGCACGUGGCCCCUGACGCCCCCUCCAGACACAUGGACGCAGCCCUGAAAAAAACCA
Messenger RNA from Pygoscelis adeliae (Adelie penguin), 529 nucleotides. RefSeq names its product protein lin-7 homolog A-like. Lineage: Eukaryota; Metazoa; Chordata; Aves; Sphenisciformes; Spheniscidae. Gene Ontology annotation, cellular component: plasma membrane; cilium; stereocilium tip. The record is from RefSeq and is a predicted model, not a curated record. Gene Ontology annotation, molecular function: protein binding. The coding region runs from base 1 to 309 and encodes 102 amino acids. Gene Ontology annotation, biological process: sensory perception of sound; auditory receptor cell stereocilium organization. The transcript has 2 exons.